This is a messenger RNA of Quercus lobata, 1749 nucleotides long. Its product is annotated as LYR motif-containing protein At3g19508-like. The transcript has 3 exons. Lineage: Eukaryota; Viridiplantae; Streptophyta; Magnoliopsida; Fagales; Fagaceae. Bases 1309 to 1590 code for a protein of 93 amino acids. The record is from RefSeq and is a predicted model, not a curated record.
CCAAACUGGUGUACUAAAUGGAAGAAAGAAAGAGAAGGGAAAAAAGGGUUGGCUCAAACAAAUUACAAAGCUAGCAUGAAAUGGUGAGUUUUUGCCUCACCAAAUUGAUCAAACCAAAGACACUGUAUGUAAAUAGAGAUCCUCGCCCUUUUUAUAUAAGUAAUAGAUUUUGUGAACUUGUUCAACUAGAUGAUGGCAUGAUGCUAAGUAAAUGGCAAUAACUAAAUGCUAAUGCUAAUUAUUGUUUCACAUGCUAAGGUCUCGUUUGGUACACCCACUCAAAUACAUGUUUUCAGUUUCUAAAUAACAUUAAACGUAUUUUUACAUACUUUUUCACCCACACGUAUUUCCACACAUGUUUUCAGUUUUUAAGUGCAUAUACCAAACACCCUUUAAGUCACAUAUUGUUGUACCUGUACAUACUCUAACUAAAAUCGUGUUUUCAAAACAAGAUUUCACUCUCCAAACAGUACAAAAAUUUGGAGAGUCUGUUAGAGAUGCUCUUAAGUUGUUUUUGCAACCUUACUCCUCUUUAAGUCCAUACACAUGUUUACACGUGUAUUAAUAUUAUAUCAAAUUCUUUGAAAACAGUUUGUCAAGUAAAUAAUAGCACCAUCAAAAUCAAGAUAAAGCACACACACAUAAUUGUAAUUUAUACUCUUAAUAGUUUGACUAAUUUUGAUUUUAUUCUUUAAAGUUUCAAAAUAUGGAUCCACACUCAUAACACUACAUAUCACUUGGAUUUAAGCUCUUCUAUUAAUGUGUCGCGAUGAGCUGUUUAUUAGGUAUCAUAUAUCUCAAAUUGACAUAGUUUUAUGGAUUCAAGUUUUAAAAUUUUAACCCUCUCAAACAAAAUUUUUAAAAAAAACUUUAAGGGACAAAAACAAAAAAAAAAAAAAAAAAUCAAAAUUACCUCAAACUUUUAAGAGUUUGCCAUUGCAAUUUACUACUAGCAUAGGUUUGAUUGGGCUCCUUGGUUGAAAAUUUUACCAACCAAAAUCUAACCCAAUCAAAGUUUCAGAACCUCAUCAACCCACAAAAAGUCGAAUUGAAUUGAGGCAUUGGGUUAGAUUGGGUUCGUCAGGUAAGCGGGCUGAAUGCAUACGCAUAGACCAUAGUUGGUGUAAUCAAGUUUCCAACACACAUUGGGCCGAAUAUUGAGGCCAGAACCAGAAUCCAUUCUAGACUGCAACACAAGUAAAUAUCCAACAUUCCAUACCCUUGUAUUGUAUGUUUCCGAGUACGCCCAAAGAACCCAAAGCCCAUUAUUUUUGUUGAUCGAUUUCCAUCUUUCGAAGAGCAACAGAAAUGGAGAAAGCGCUGAGAGUCUAUGGUGAGGUAUUGAGGCUAGUGAGGCGGUUGCCAAAGGACACAAGGCCUUACUACGCCAAGUACGCUCGUGAAAACUUCGUCAACUACAGAGAGGUCGACGCCAAAGAUUCCAAUGCCCUUGACGAGCUCUUCCACCGCGCUUACAACCACUCCAUCUGGGUCCUCAACAAGUAUUCGGUGGAUAAAUCGGUGGCGGAUAAGCUGAAGGAGAUCUGUUUUCCUUAUGUCUACAACUUUUCUGAGAAUGGGUGUGUUUGAAACAAAUGGAGAAUACUCAGACGAUGUAACGUGUCUGUAUUCGUGUAAUAAGAGGACGUUGUAUUUGUAUGUUUGGUUGCUUUUCUAGAAUGCCCAUAACUCGUGUGUUUGAUUGCAUAAUAUAUCCAAUGCUGCAAUAAGGAUUUUGAUUGUGUAUAA